UUAUAAAGAGGCUCAAAAUCGGUUUUGGAGCAUUCUCAGUCUAACUUCGUCAGUGUUUACUUAAAAGUUCUCAACUCGCAAUCAUGACUGGUCGUGGUAAGGGAGGAAAAGGAUUAGGAAAAGGAGGAGCCAAGCGGCAUCGUAAAGUUCUUCGUGAUAACAUCCAGGGUAUCACUAAACCAGCUAUCCGUCGUCUGGCUCGUCGUGGUGGAGUCAAACGUAUUUCUGGACUCAUCUACGAAGAAACUCGUGGUGUUCUUAAAGUCUUUCUUGAGAACGUCAUCCGUGACGCAGUCACCUACACUGAGCACGCCAAGCGGAAGACAGUCACCGCCAUGGACGUUGUCUACGCUCUAAAACGUCAAGGCCGUACUCUUUACGGUUUUGGAGGCUAAUUUUAUUACUCGACCCAGCAAUUUAUUAAACCAAACGGCCCUUUUCAGGGCCACCAAAUUUUUCAUACGUUAAAAAUAAUCAAGUUUUAUUCUGAAUGCUAAAAUAUCAUUAAUCUUUAUUGAUGAACAAUACUUUGUAACAAACUUAUGUAAACGAAUUAUAUAGACAACAAAUAAAUUAAGGUGCCACCUCGUGUUUGACAAAUUACCUCAUAGCCACUAACAAUUCAUUAUUUUAAUAAAUUAUGAUCCUAAAAAAUUAAUAUUAUCCUAUAAACAGCUCCAUAACCCAUUUACGAUUAUCAUCAGCAAAUAAAAUACAAUUUUUAUGAAUAAUAUCCUUGCAUUCCAAUUUCAUUAUUGGAGCGUUUUCUACUUUUGUGGUUAGUUUUGCUCCGUAAUUGCGUCGAUCAAUAUUUCCGUCAACCUUUUCCAAUGCUACCAACUCUCAUACUGAAUUUCAAUUUAUUUACACUAAUAAAUAAACAAUUUGAUGUUACAUUUUUUAUCCAAUAGAAAUAAAAAUGAUUUGUCAUGACUAAUAAACCAAUGUCAGUAAUAAUGAUAAUAUAUUAUACGUUGCUAUGAGUUAAUAUUCCAAAUGUGCAAUAGUUCAUCUAAAAUUAUCUCAUGUAGGCAUGGCAACUAGAGAAAAAAAAAACUUAUGUUUUCCAAUAAUAAUUUUAACAAUUAAUUUAAUUAGAGUCUGAUCCCAGCAUUGAUAAUAAGAUCUUACAGCUUAAAAUCAUCUUACCCAUGCAAAAAAAUAUGGGUAUGGCUAUCAGGUGAUGUGUUCGAGCCCUCUUCCGCCCUGGCGCAUCGGUGCGCCUUCCCAGAUACCCGGGAAAUUUAAAUGCAUAAUUAAUAUUGAUAUUAAAAAAAAAUAAAUAUCCAACAGAAAAA
Microplitis mediator is the source of this 1298-nucleotide messenger RNA. Its product is annotated as histone H4. The record is from RefSeq and is a predicted model, not a curated record. Gene Ontology annotation, biological process: nucleosome assembly. The transcript has a single exon. Gene Ontology annotation, cellular component: nucleosome. Gene Ontology annotation, molecular function: DNA binding; protein heterodimerization activity; structural constituent of chromatin. The coding region runs from base 84 to 395 and encodes 103 amino acids. Lineage: Eukaryota; Metazoa; Arthropoda; Insecta; Hymenoptera; Braconidae.